Caenorhabditis angaria is the source of this 1058-nucleotide messenger RNA. The record is from the annotation of a GenBank genome assembly. NCBI's taxonomy places the organism in Eukaryota, Metazoa, Nematoda, Chromadorea, Rhabditida, Rhabditidae.
AUGAAAUGGGCAAAUAUUAUUGGAGCAUUGCAAGAAACAGCAGUAAUAACAUCAAUAUCAGCUAACAUUUUACUAAUAUUCAUAGUUUAUAAGAAAUCACCGCAACAAAUUGGUUCGUACAAAUAUUUGAUGAUUUAUAUUGCGAUUUUCGAAAUGCUAUAUUCCAUCAUCGAUGUGAUUCUUGAACCAGUUGUUCUUUCACAACCCGCCAUAUUUUUAGUUGUGGUCAAUUUAGAGACAACAGUUUGUGAUAGAGAAGCAUGUAUCUAUUUGAUCUGUGGUUGGGUUGCAUUUUUUGGAUCAUUCAUGGCGUUAUUUAUCGUACAGUUUAUAUAUCGUUAUCUGGUAGUUUCAGGGUAAAUCGUUUUCUAAAUUGGUACUUAGCUAUGCUGUUUUUGUUUCUUUUUAGAUCGAUCUUGCUGAAGUCUUUCAAUGAUUGGCGACUGGUUCUUUGGAUGUGUGGUCCUCCGCUUUGUGGUCUUUCUUGGGCCUUUAUGACUUUUGCCUAUUUUUAUCCAGACAAUCAGAUCGAUAAUGCUAUUCGAAAUGUUCUUCUCGAAGAUUUCGAUUGGAAAGUGGAAAAUGUAACAUACAUGGGACCAUACUUAUAUCGAACCAUGGUGGAUGAUAAAUAUCCUUAUAGAACAACUCUUAUUUGUAUGCUAAUAAUGCUGACGGAAAUGGUUUUAUCAAUAUUGACGAUUGUCAUUUUUGCAAUCAAAUGCUCGUUCAAAAUUCAGAAUUAUGUGAAGACCACCAAAAACCUAUCUAAAAAAUCGAAUGGAUUACAAUACCAGUUGUUCUACGCAUUGGUUAUUCAAACCUUGAUCCCUGUUAUCCUCUUGCAUCUACCAGUGUCUAUUCUGUUCGUCUUAACGAUUUUAUCGAUUGACUUAGGCCGAGCUAGUUCCCUUGUUGGUUUGACUAUUGCAUUUUUCCCAGCACUUGAUCCGUUUCCUGUUAUCUUGAUUGUAAAACAUUAUCGAUUUGCAAUGAUGAAUGUAGUCACAACUCCUGUUGUUAAUUUCAUUAGAAAACGACUUGAUCACCCAGUUUAA